AUGGCUGGAGGCGUCAGCAAAGCUGUCACUAACGCCAUGGACAUUGGUGCAAACAGUUUUGCUCUUUUCCUCAAAUCUCCAAGAAAAUGGGUAUCCCCAGAUAUCAAGGAUGAGGAAGCCAACGAAUUCAAGAGACUAUGCGAAAAGUACGGAUAUAACCCACGUACAGACGUGUUGCCACAUGGAUCAUACUUUAUUAACCUCGCUAAUCCCGAUCAGGAGAAGGCUGAGAAGGCUUAUGGUGGAUUCAUCGACGAUUUGCGUCGGUGUGAGAAGUUGAAUAUUGGCCUCUACAACUUUCACCCAGGCUCUAGUUUGGACGGUGAUCAUGGUGAUGCCUUGAAACAGUUGGCAAAGAAUAUCAAUAGGGCUAUUCAGGAGACUUCUUUUGUUAAGAUUGUCAUCGAAAACAUGGCGGGACAUGGAAAUUUGAUUGGAUCCAACUUACAAGAUAUCAGAGACGUGAUAGACUUGGUAGAAGACAAGUCGCGUGUGGGAGUCUGUAUCGAUACCUGCCACACGUUUGCUGCCGGGUAUGACAUCUCGACCCAAGAUAAGUGGGAUGCAUUCUGGAAACAGUAUGAGGAAGUCAUAGGGUAUGAGUACUUAAGUGCUAUACAUCUCAACGACUCGAAGGCGCCAUUGGGAGCCAACAGAGAUUUGCACCAGAAGUUGGGUUAUGGUUUCUUGGGACUCGAGGCAUUUAGAAUAGUGGCCAACGAUAAGAGACUCCAAGGAAUCCCAAUUAUUUUGGAGACCCCAGUGGGUAAGGACGAUUCUAUUUAUGGAGAGGAGAUCAAGCUAUUGGAAUGGCUUGAGGGAAAAAGCACUGAUGACUCUGAGUAUUUGGAGAAGCUGGAGUCCUUGGCAAAGCUUGGAGCUACUGAGCGUGCUGAGCACUUGAAGAAGUUUGAAGUGAAAACAGCAAAGAAUGAAAGGGCAAAGAAGCGUGGAGGCGACAUCCUGGCACUUUUGAAGAAGGGAAAGAGAACCAAAAAGGAGGAGAAGGAUGAGGCGGAGGUGAAGGAUGAGGUGAAGGAGGAGUAG
Messenger RNA from Sungouiella intermedia, 1047 nucleotides. Lineage: Eukaryota; Fungi; Ascomycota; Pichiomycetes; Serinales; Metschnikowiaceae. The record is from the annotation of a GenBank genome assembly.